Fusarium verticillioides 7600 is the source of this 717-nucleotide messenger RNA. RefSeq lists its product as hypothetical. The transcript is spliced from 2 exons. NCBI's taxonomy places the organism in Eukaryota, Fungi, Ascomycota, Sordariomycetes, Hypocreales, Nectriaceae. The record is from RefSeq and is a predicted model, not a curated record. The coding region runs from base 1 to 717 and encodes 238 amino acids.
AUGAACACUCCAAGAAAACCUAACUCAUUUAGUAAGGUCAUUGACUGUGCUGGCAAGACCAUGGAACGCCUAGCCGAAGGGAACGGAGCGGCAAGUCUAUCGGUGGAUCUCAAUUUUGAGCCUUUGAUGCAACAGAUGGAGCGGGAUAUCGAAGCUGCGCAAAGGAAGCUCGAGAGCCUCGAACCCGGAUCCAGCUUGAUGGAUAGAAAGACCUUCGCCAUGAGUUGCAGGGUUGAGAUUGAAGCAGUUAUAGCCAAAGUUAGCCAGACAGGAAUGUUCCUCAACAUCACUCUCGUCAACUUGUUGAUGCAAACCAUCGUCCAAGAAUCGUCCAGCACCUCCUUGAAGCAUUCAUUAAUAAAUUCAGGCAUUCAACCAAGCUUGAAUGAGACUCUUGAGGCUGUUAAAGAUACUGUCAGGGAUGUUUUGAGCAGAUCCGCUGAAUCCGAGUCUCAGGCUCCUGAGAACUCUACCGAAGGACAGCUUGUGGAUGAACCUUCAAAACCAGAGACCAUCAAGUCGACAAUAUCAGGAAAGAGUUCUUGGUACAAACCGAGACGCCAUGACUCAAAUGGCAGCUUGCGACAACAGUUUGUAUCUAAAGUCAGAAACUCCUUCACAAGCUUUACUCCAAAGUCUCAUUUGUCCGAGGUACUCUCAGAGAGCGAUGUUCCUGCGAUCCCACCUGAGCCUGUGUCUAUCUAUCUCUGCUCCUGA